Molecule: messenger RNA, 3465 nt
Organism: Fusarium mangiferae
Lineage: Eukaryota; Fungi; Ascomycota; Sordariomycetes; Hypocreales; Nectriaceae
Product: putative RPN2-26S proteasome regulatory subunit
Exons: 3
Coding region: 1-3465 (1154 amino acids)
Biological process (GO): proteasome-mediated ubiquitin-dependent protein catabolic process; regulation of protein catabolic process
Cellular component (GO): proteasome storage granule; nucleus; proteasome complex
Molecular function (GO): enzyme regulator activity
Source: RefSeq, a predicted model, not a curated record
AUGCCCGGUAUCGUCUCGGCUACCGGCGUUCUCGCCUUCCUUACUGACGAGGAGCCCGAACUCAAGGUCUUCGCUCUGCAGACCCUCAACGACGAUAUCGAUACCGUCUGGACUGAGGUCGCUGCUGUGUUGACACAGAUCGAGGCACUCUACGAGGACGAGUCGUUCCCUGAGCGUCAACUCGCUGCUCUUGUCCUUGCCAAGGUCUACUACCAUCUCCAAGCCUACAAUGAUAGCAUGGUCUUUGCCCUCGCCGCCGGUGAUCUUUUCAAGCUCGAUUCCCCCGGCGAGUUCGAGGAGACCAUUAUUUCUAAAUGCGUCGACCAGUACAUCGCAGUGAAUGCUGCGAAGAAGGCGGCUCCUCAGGCUUCAAAGAACACCGACCUCCCCGAGUUGGCUACUACCUUCGCGAGUGGCGCCGAGGGUGCUGUCAUGUCUCCCACCACACCUUUUUCGCAGACAACACUACCUCCCAAGUCUCUUCUUUCCCGUGACUCGAUCGACAACACGAUGGUUGAGGCCACCUUCCAGCCUGCUUUUAAGCAAGGCCGAUCUGGCUCUAUCGCUGAGCUCCCCGACCAGGCUACCAGCUCGCUUCAGAGGGUUGUUGAGAGGCUUUUCGAAAGCUGCCUAGAGCAGGGUCGCUACAGGCAAGUGGUGGGUAUUGCGGUUGAGGCCAAAAAGCUCGAUGUUCUUCGAAGCGUCAUCAAGCGCGCUAGCGAUGACGAGAAGAAGGCUAAGUCUAACCCUCUCGAGAACUCUCCUGGCCCGGCAGAGGAUCUCAUGGAGUACACAUUGGGUGUUUGCAUGGACAUCGUUCAGGAGAGGGCCUUCCGAACAGAAAUUCUGAGGCUAAUUCUCGAUCUCCUCAACGAUAUUCCCAACCCGGAUUACUUUGCCAUCGCGAAGUGUGUCGUUUACCUUAACUCAGAUGAGGAAGCAUCUCGCAUGCUGCGCAGUCUUGUCGAAAAGGGCGACCGUUCUUCCAUCGCCAACGCCUAUCAAAUUGCUUUCGACCUUUACGACAACGGUACACAGGAAUUUCUCGGCAAGGUUCUUGCAUCACUCCCAGCUAGCAAGCCUGUCAAGAAGGAGACAGACGAGAACGGUGAACAGUCCAACGAGAGCGAAUCUCUGAUGCAGAAUAAGCAGGAAGACCCCGAAGACGAGCUCCCUGAACCAGUAUCCAAGGCCUAUUCCAAUAUCCGAGAAAUUCUUGAUGGCAGCAAGACCAUCCGUCUCAACCUCGAGUUCCUCUACCGCAACAACAGAACCGAUCUGAGCAUCCUCAACAAGGUCCGCGACAGCCUUGAGGGCCGAAACUCCAUCUUCCACACUGCGGUCACGUUUUGCAAUGCCUUUAUGAACCAAGGAACCACAAACGACAAGUUCUUCCGCGAUAACUUGGAGUGGCUGGGCAAGGCAGUCAACUGGUCCAAGUUCACGGCGACUGCCGCUCUCGGUGUUAUUCACCGCGGAAACCUUUCUCAAUCUAGAAAGCUCCUCGAACCUUAUCUUCCCCGACAAGGUGGCCUCAGCAGUGGCUCUAUCUUCAGUCAGGGAGGUGCUCUCUACGCCUACGGACUGAUCCAUGCCAACCAUGGAGCCGAUGCUCUGGACUACCUAAAGGAGCAGUUUGGUCAGGCUGAGGAGGAGGUCGUUCAGCAUGGUGGUGCUCUGGGUCUGGGUAUUGCUGGCAUGGCCACUGGCGACUGGGAAACUUUUGAGAAGCUUCGAGAAAUCCUGUUCCAGGAUUCUGCACUCAAUGGUGAGGCUGUUGGCUUGGCCAUGGGUCUCAUCAUGCUUGGCACCGGAAAUGUCAAGGCUCUGGAGGAUAUGAUUACAUAUGCGCACGAAACCACUCAUGAGAAGAUUGUCCGUGGUCUUGCUAUUGGUAUGGCACUUAUUAUGUUUGGCCGCCAAGAAGGAGCCGAUGUUCUUAUCGAAGGACUUCUCAACGACCCUGAUCCCACGCUGCGAUACGGUGGAAUCAUGACUGUUGCUCUUGCGUACUGCGGCACCGGUAGCAACAAGGCUAUCCGAAAGCUCCUUCAUAUUGCUGUCAGCGACGUCAAUGAUGACGUCCGUCGUAUCGCAGUCAUGAGUCUGGGUUUCAUCCUCUUCCGCAAGCCUGGAAGCGUGCCUCGUAUGGUUGAACUCCUCUCCGAAUCAUACAACCCUCACGUGCGAUACGGUUCCGCCAUGGCUCUGGGUAUCUCAUGCGCUGGCACAGGUCUUGACGAGGCCAUUGACCUGCUCGAACCUAUGAUGAAGGAUCCCACAGACUUUGUCCGACAGGGUGCCCUCAUCUCUCUUGCCAUGAUUCUUGUUCAGCAGAACGAGGUUAUGAACCCCAAGGUCUCAUCGAUCCGCAAGACUCUGAAGAAGGUGGUUGGCGACCGUCACGAGGAUGCCAUGACCAAGUUCGGUGCUGCUCUCGCGCUUGGUAUCAUUGACGCUGGUGGCCGCAAUUGCACUAUCGGCCUCCAAACCCAGACUGGCAACCUCAAUAUGGCCGGCAUUGUUGGCAUGGCUGUGUUCACACAAUAUUGGUACUGGUUCCCCUUUACCCACUUCCUGUCGCUAAGCUUCUCUCCCACUUCCAUCAUUGGACUUGAUCAUGACCUUGAGAUACCCAACUUCAAGUUCCACUGCGCUACACGACCUAGCCUCUUCGAUUACCCUCCUGAGCAAGAAGUCAAGACCGAAGAAGGUCCUGCCCUGAUUGCCACCGCAAUUCUAUCAACAACUGCGCAGGCCAAACGACGAGCCCAGAAGAAGGAGCGCGCUCAGCGAAGAGAGAGCAUGGAAAUCGACACCGCCCCCUCUAAGAGUGGUGGCGACAAGAUGGACGUGGACGAGGACAAGAAGGCGGACGAGGCUAAGGAUAAGAAGGAAGAGCAAGAGAAGGAACCGGCUGCUUCCACCGAUACCAAGAAGAAGCCCGAAAAGGAGAAGGUUGGCUACGAAAUCGAGAACAUGACCCGAGUUCUUCCUGGUCAACUGAAGUAUGUCAGCUUCCCCGCUGGCCGAUACAAGCCCGUCAAGAAGCCUACUGGUGGUCCCCUGCUACUGCUUGAUAGCGAACCCGAGGAGGAGAAGAGUCUACUUGAGGAGAAGCUCAAGAAGGUCACCACGGAACGGGCCCCUGUGGCUGGUCAACAAACUGGACGAGGCGGACGAGGCGGGGCUCAGCGUGCUGUGCUUGAUAGUCUUGCCGAGUCGAGAGGAGGAGCCAACAGCGCUAUGCUCGGACAGUUGCUUCGCAACCAAGGUCGAUCGCCAUUUGGUUUGCUCGACGCUGAGCCCCAGACUCCUGGUGGUAACGCCUCAGGCGCUGCCGCUGCUGCAGGUGUACUGACCGCUGUCGAUGAAGACUCGGAUGACGAUGAAGAGGCCCCUGUUCCUAAGGAGUUCGAGUACUUCACCGAUGCUGGGGAGGAUGACGACGAAGAUGACGAGUAG